ACACAUACCUGUGAGCGUUUGCGUGAGCGUGUGUGAGUGCGUGUCUGUCAAAUGUGAAAAUAAAAUAAUUCAGAACGGCUUCGAGCAGCAAACGUCGAGUAGAAAACAGAAAAAAAAGUAGAGAAAUAUAAACUAAACGUGAAAAGCCGUUGCAAUUAUUGCGUUGUCGUCGCGUAAUAUUUAGUGGAACGAGCAGCGCCAUGGAUUAUAAUAGAUACAGCGCCUACGGCAUUGGACAGCGUCGCCAGCCCAAUGAUGCGUUGUCUUUUGCGCCAAUUCGUAGUGGUAGUGGUGGAAGCGGCGGUGGUGGUGGCAAUGGCAAUGGUGGCUCUGCUGCUCUCGAUGAUAAUUUUCGUGGAGCGUCGCUGUCGAUGAAUUACGGCAAGAACAGCAAUGAUUUUAACAUUAACAGUCAACGCUAUGCAGAUAUUGAUGGCAACAACAAAUAUGGAAGCGUGCAAUCAAAUAAUCAUUUUGGCGGCGGUGGUGGUGGUGGCGGUGGCUACUCAAAUUUUACCAACAAAAACAAUCAACGCUUUGGUAACAACAACAACCACAACACCAAAGUCAACAGUCGCAUUGAAAACUACGACGAUCAUUUUCGUGGAACGCAACAACAACAACAAUCGAGUUUUUUAGGACGCAAUUUAGAUCAGCGUUUUGCAUUGAGUGAAAAAAUCUCACGCAAUGUUGCAAGCAAUCUGGAUUAUAUGCCACCACAACAACAGCAAACACAACUGUCAGCUAAUAUGGGCUUUGUUCGUUCCCUAAGCGAUUUAAACAGCUACAGCAGCAACAAUAACAAUAAUAACAGCAACUACAACAACAGCAACAACAACACUGACAACAAUCAACGUUUUUACCCAAAUAAUAAUAAUGAACGCAACAUUGAUUCGUUUGUGCGACGUUCCGAUAAUUUCAAUGACAACUUUUGCGGACCGGACUCGAAUCUGAGUCAACAAUCGAAGCAUUUGAGUCGCAACCCUGGCUCUUCCAAUUACGUGAAAGAGCGCUCCAACCCUGGCGCCUCCAAUUACAAGCUGAAUAAUUUAAAUGAACGUUAUAAUAAUGGAGGCAACUUUGGCUACAACGAGCGUGGCUUUGACUGCGAUUUUCGUGGCCAGCAGCAACAAUCGAACAACAGUUAUGCGACCAACUUUGACAAUAAAAGCCACAACAAUAAUAACAACAACCACAACUAUAGUAACAAUUCCAACAACAGCAACAACAAUCGAAGCAAUCCGCAGCAGUUUCGGCGCCUGAACAAUACUGGCGAUGCGCUGGUCAUGCUGGAAACCGUCAAAGCAUUGAUGAUGAAGAACCAAUCCAACUCGCAGGUCGGCAACAAUAAUUGCGGCUUUGGACAGGGCGGUCCGCCGACUGGCGGCAUUCGCAAAUGGCAUCCAGAUAAUCAGAGCGGACAAAAACCGAAUAUGCCCAUGGCCCAUGCGAACAAUCGGCCACAGAUGCCUAAUAUGCAAUCCAGGCCGCAAAGGCAGUUAAACAACAACAGCAACCACAACAACAACAACAACCAUAACAACAGCAACAACAACAACCAUAACAACAGCAACAACAACAAUGGUAAUAUGCCACAAGCACCCAUUAUUGGCGCCCGUAAGCCACCAGCCGGCGCCAAUAAGUUUCCGGGGAAUAGACUUCAGAAUCCACAACAACAGCAACAACAACAAAAACAACAUAUUAAUAAUCCAGCAAACAGGAUCAACAACAGCAACAACAAGCAGCAACUGGCUGGCAACCAACCAGCUACCAAGAACAUUAAUGGUGGUAAUAAUAAUGUUAAACCGAAACCAGUCCAAGUGCCGCCCAAAACCGUUUGUCCCCUCUCCUCCGGCGCCGUCGUGUCCCAAAAUACUCAAGCAAAAAGCGCCAACAAUAAACAGCCGGAGAUCAAGAAAGAAACGAUCGAUGUCAAACCUAAAGUUGCAGGUCAAAAGCGUGUCGCUGAAAUACCCACAGCACCGCUCACCAAGGCGGUCAUCAAGCGUCGCAAGCUGGCAAUUAAGCGAGGAUUUUUACUUGGCGGCUUCAAGUUGCCGUAUAUACACAAUAAUAAGAUUACCCAUCCGCAGCCGGAGGACAAGUCGUAUGCCGUCAUGUUCUUCGAGCAGGCGCCCAAUUAUAGCACGAGCGGUGAGGAGCUGGACGACAUGGAAAUGGCCGAGAUUCAGGAUAGUGAACGGGAUGGCAAAAAUGUUGGACGCACCUUAGUUAAACGGAUUCGCAAGCGUCUCCACCACGAGUGGACAAUUAUGGAGGAGGCGAAGACAUACAAGAGCUGGCAGACCUGGUGGACGGACUACAAGUGGUGUGAGAAUGCGAUCAAGGAACAGCUCCAAACAUUUGGCAGCAUCAAUCUGCGCAAUUGCUUUAUACCCGAUUUGCCGCGUUUAACCACCGAACAGGUGGUCGAUUUUAUCGUUCAGCAGGCCCAAUUUGGCUUGGAGAAGAACUCGGAUAACUAUUAUAACAACAUGAAGUCCAUUUUUACAUUGAUGAACAUAACGUUCUUGGAGAACCUUAAGAUGCCCAACACCGAGAAGGUGCAGGAAAUGAUACGCGCCGUACCCAACGAAUUCUGGUCGUACAAGAUGCGCAGCAUGGUCUAUUUGUGGGCACAGUAUCUAAAAAUCUCAAAGACCUCGUCGCCAUCGACGGAAAUUGGCGCCAAGGAGCUGCAGGCCAUUGAGAGGGACUGGAAGAAUCCCCUAUUCCAUUGGAUAGCCAAGCAGGCAUUCGACGAGCUCAAGGCAAUUAGCGAGGUGGAAUGGCCGGAGCACAAUGAGCUUUAUGCAAAUCUGGAAUCAUCUGCCCCAACAUCUUCCUAGAGAAAUACACAUGUGUGCUUGUAUGCAUUUCCCAAUCCCCAAAACUGAUUUGAAUAUAUAUACAUAGACAAACUUCUAUUUGUUAUGUGUUAUGUUUUUCAACAAUCACAAAAACCAACGUAAACACAAAUUGUAAUUGAGAAUAAAAGAAAUCUAAAUAAAUGCAUACAUACCAUCUAAAAUAGAGUCUUGUA
Molecule: messenger RNA, 3043 nt
Organism: Drosophila grimshawi
Lineage: Eukaryota; Metazoa; Arthropoda; Insecta; Diptera; Drosophilidae
Product: GATA zinc finger domain-containing protein 14
Exons: 3
Coding region: 201-2849 (882 amino acids)
Source: RefSeq, a predicted model, not a curated record